Molecule: messenger RNA, 795 nt
Organism: Prosopis cineraria
Lineage: Eukaryota; Viridiplantae; Streptophyta; Magnoliopsida; Fabales; Fabaceae
Product: pentatricopeptide repeat-containing protein At1g62680, mitochondrial-like
Exons: 2
Coding region: 1-795 (264 amino acids)
Molecular function (GO): protein binding
Source: RefSeq, a predicted model, not a curated record
AUGUUUUGUGGCGCUUCAAGGUAUGCCUUCCCCAAAUUUCCUUUCUUUCCCGCAUCGUCUCCGUCUUCAUUCCUUCCUUCUCCUUCCUAUGCCCUUCCUCUCUACUUCUGUCUCCAUUCCAAUUCCACAAAUCCUCUAAGGAUUGAGGAGCUUGUCUCUUCUUUCCACGCCUUGCUUCAUAGGCAUCCCCGACCUUGUAUAGUUCAAAUCAAUAAGGCUUUAGUAUCUAUUGCACGGAUGAAACAUCAUCCUACUGCUAUCUCUCUUUUUGCACUCGCGGAAUCUAAGGGAUUCACGCCUUCUUUCGUUACUCUUGGCGUCUUGAUUAAUUGUUACUGCCACGUGGGUCAAAUGACUUUUGCUUUCUCUGUCUUCGGGAAGAUUCUUAAGAUGGGUUGUCAGCCAAAUACGAUAAUUUUGACAACACUGAUGAAGGGCCUUUGCAUCAAUGAUGACGUCGGGAAGGCCUUAGAUUUUUAUGAUGAUCUGAUAGUAAAAGGGUUUAACUUAAAUGAGGAAGGACUCAUCACAGAAGCCAGUGAUUUAUUUCAUGAAAUGAUUGGUCACGUAGUAUCUCCUAAUGCUAUGACCUACACCUCAAUGAUAAAUGGUUUGUGUUGUAUGGAUAAAUGGCCAGAAGCAGCAAAGUUGUUCAGUCAAAUGAGACUUGAAAGCAUCAACCCUGAUAUUUAUACUUUUAAUGUAUUAGUUGAUGCAUUUUGUAAGGAAGGAAGUGUUACCAAAGCUGAAGCUGUUGUUGGCAUGAUGAUGAAACACGGUAUAAACCCAAUGUAG